AUGGUUCGGUGGAGGUAUUGCAUUGCGCUGGCAAUGCUGCUCCUUCUACCAGCGAAAACUGAAGACUUCGAUGAAGAUUUAAAAAGUUCGACUUCAAGCAGUAGAAAUGAAGAAGGUGAAGAGGAGGAUGAGGAUGACGAAGAUGACGAAGACGAUGAUUCUGCAGCUGCAGCGGACAAAGGAGAAAGAGUGACAGUAGUACGGCGACCGCCACCUAUCGUACCAACACCUAAAGCACUGACUGUCACUAGAACUGUAAAAAAACGGCCCCUCGAAUGCUAUGUGUGCGCUUACAAAGCCGAGACGCCGUUGAGAGCGUGCUUGGAUCCGACUAAAUACAGAGUGCACACGAUCACAUGUCACAGUGUGGACGACAAAUGCUUUACGUCUGUCAUAUCAAAAGGCAACUCAUACGAAGCGGUGGUGCGAGGAUGCCGCUCUGGCUGUGUUGGCUCACCGGAGACUACUUGCUGCGAGUUAAACCGAUGCAACAACCAGGCAUUUGCGAUGCCCGUGAUAGCACCCCGCACGCUGACUGCAGCCAGUGGCAAAGCAGGCAAGACAAUACCGCCCACAAUAUUAUUCUUCGUCACCGUAUUGUUAGUGCUACAGACAGUUGUCAAAGUGGCCUUUGUGUAA
Messenger RNA from Spodoptera littoralis (African cotton leafworm), 639 nucleotides. The record is from the annotation of a GenBank genome assembly. Lineage: Eukaryota; Metazoa; Arthropoda; Insecta; Lepidoptera; Noctuidae.